This is a messenger RNA of Cephus cinctus (wheat stem sawfly), 3492 nucleotides long. It is a transcript of the gene VGAT, whose product is annotated as vesicular inhibitory amino acid transporter. NCBI's taxonomy places the organism in Eukaryota, Metazoa, Arthropoda, Insecta, Hymenoptera, Cephidae. Gene Ontology annotation, molecular function: amino acid transmembrane transporter activity. The record is from RefSeq and is a predicted model, not a curated record. Gene Ontology annotation, biological process: amino acid transmembrane transport. Bases 146 to 1729 code for a protein of 527 amino acids. The transcript has 4 exons. Gene Ontology annotation, cellular component: vacuolar membrane.
AUGGUGUUAAAAAUCCAUAGCGUACCUUGUACUGCAGAACAAUUAACAGUUCAACAGUUAAGUUACUGUUCUCAAGGACGGACGAGUUGCAUUUGGGCCAACGAAAAUUCGUGCCUGACUCUCCCGUGAAAUCAACUUGACUAAAAUGGCGAAUUUCCGGGGAUUCUACAUACCCUCCAUCGGAGCUACGGUGAACGUAGCUUGGGAAACAUUAAAAGCCAAAUGGCCGGAGAACAGUCCUUGCAUGGAGUUAAUUCGCGGCAAUGGCGGGGGUCAAGGUCAGCAAAAAGACUCUAAACCAUUCACCGAGGGUCAGGAAACCACGGAGAUGACGUCCAUGAAUGGAGAACACGCAUACACAGACCAGAACAAUUUAGGGGUCGCCGAGGAUUCGUUCAGCUACCAAAGGAGCGGGGAAAACGCAAGAGCCGGAAGUCUCAGCAGCGCCGGUUUCAGUGAAUACGACGACGGUGGUGAAUUUGGUAGUUCCGGUGUGAAGAUUAACGAGUGGCAAGCUGCCUGGAACGUGACCAAUGCUAUCCAGGGUAUGUUCAUCGUUUCUUUGCCGUUUGCCGUACUCCGAGGUGGUUACUGGGCAAUCGCAGCGAUGAUUGGUAUAGCCCACAUUUGCUGCUACACCGGAAAGAUCCUGGUGGAGUGUCUAUACGAACUUGAUACCGUAACAGGACAACGAGUACGAGUACGAGAUUCCUACGUAUCAAUUGCUAAAGAAUGUUUUGGACCAACGUUGGGCGCCAGGGCGGUAAACAUUGCCCAGAUCAUUGAGCUGUUAAUGACGUGCAUCCUCUACGUGGUAGUCUGUGGUGAUCUACUGAUAGGUACCUUUCCCGAAGGAGCCAUUGACGCUAGAAGUUGGAUGAUGCUGACCGGUAUAUUUUUGCUGCCUUUAGGAUUUUUAAAAUCCCUACAGCACGUUUCCGUGCUUAGCUUCUGGUGCACCAUGUCCCAUCUUUUUAUAAAUGCUGUUAUCAUCGGCUAUUGCAUACUUGAAAUUGGAAACUGGGGUUGGUCUAAAGUCAAAUGGACCAUUGAUAUGGAAACGUUUCCUAUAUCCCUUGGAGUAAUAGUCUUCAGUUAUACGUCCCAGAUCUUUUUACCUACUUUGGAAGGCAAUUUGAUUGAUCGUUCCAAGUUUGAUUGGAUGCUUAAUUGGAGUCACGUCGCUGCAGCAGCUUUUAAGUCUCUAUUUGGCUGGAUCUGCUUUCUCACAUUUCAAGAUGAUACUCAGCAAGUCAUAACUAAUAAUCUUCACUCUGCUGGUUUCAAGGGUCUUGUUAAUUUGUGUCUUGUUGUCAAAGCCGUACUUUCUUACCCAUUGCCAUACUAUGCUGCCUGCGAGUUACUUGAGAGGGCCUUCUUCAGGGGUCGUCCUAAAACACUCUUCCCCACUAUCUGGACUGUCGAUCGCGAAUUAAAAGUUUGGGGCUUGGCAUGGCGAGUUGGGGUUAUUGUAUUUACCAUUUUAAUGGCUAUCUUUAUACCCCACUUUACUACACUAAUGGGAUUUAUUGGAUCGUUCACUGGCACAAUGCUUUCCUUUAUAUGGCCAUGCUACUUUCAUUUGAAACUAAAGAGAAACUCCAUGGAAUGGGGUGCAGUUGCAUACGAUUGUUUUGUUAUAUUUUUGGGAAUACUCUUUGGUGUUAUUGGCGUUUAUGAUUCUGGCACGGCGUUAAUCAAAGCCUUUAAAAUUGGCUUGCCCUUCUAGAUGAUCCUAGAGCAUUUAGUUCUCAUAUAUCAUUCUGUCAAUCUAUUAUUAGAACAUUCUUUCCACGACCGAGUUUGGGUCGAUACCCUGCAGUUGAAUUUGUCAAACUCUCACGGCGACAAGUAAAUAUUUCUAACGUAAAAAAGGGUUCUAAUGUUUUAUUCGUUUAUAGAGAUAUGCGAGAGUCAUUUUAAUAAGUGUCAUUUUCGUCAUUAUUCCAUAACGUUGUCGUAUCGACGAAACAGAAAGAAACAGACAAUUAUAUAAUCUACGCGAUAUUGACCGAAAUGUGCAUAUAUAAGUGUGUACACGUAUACACAAAUAUAAAGCCACGUAAUUAUAAGUAUUAAGGUUAUGAAAUGUCAUAAAUUUACCAAACGUCAUAUCAAAUUCGUUCUCCUUUUGGGAAUCGGUUUUCGUAUAACGACCGUGUUGUCGGAGCUUUUAGGUUCUGGCUUCUAGAGCGCAGAGUGAUCGUGACAAUAUCAUAAGUCCUAAGGAUCAAUGUCUUCCAAUGUUACGAAGUAAAGAAGAAAACCAAAUACAAAAAAUACUGUACAAGUUAACUACUGUUGUAUAGGUUUCUGGAUUUUAUAAUAAUAUUAUGAACUCAUGAUUUUUAUGUGAGCGUUAAUCGUGUAAUAGGCCGUGUAAGCUCGUAGGGGAUAAUUUCAAAAGCACAGAACACUUUUGUGUUUAUAACGAAAUUUCUUUUCCCUAGUUUUCUUCUUUUUUUAAUGAUUUUACGAUAUCUAAGACACUCGAUAGUUCCAAGCGAUGCUUCACGGACGCCAUACUAGAUUAUUAUAUAUAGAGAGUUAUGUACAAUGAAAUAAUCCAAUGUCUUCCAAGUCUCGCGAGACCAUAUAUUAUAUAAACCAGUUUUAAGAUACGUAGCACGGACUACGUUAGUUUUAUGGUGCAGGAUAUGAGAGUCUUAUGAAUUUUUAUUAAAUAUUACAUUAAGUGAAGAUCAAAUUUUUUUAAAUGAACAAUUCUUGUUUAAUAUUUUAUCCAGUAUGGAAGUAUACAAGAUUUUGGAAAAUUAAUUAUUUGUAAGUCAAUUUCUUUGAUUUGUACAUAUCCUGCACUUUAAGUGUUAUUAUAGUAAGUUUAACGAGUCUUCCAAUGAUGUCUUCCAUGACAGGCGAGUAUUAUAUCCUAAUCGCAAGAAAUAAAAGAAAAGAAUGAUUGUCAAUAAUAGAAAGCAUUAUAGAGAAACGUAGGUAUUAAGACAAUAAUGUUGUAUGUAAUAAUGAUCGAGGGAUCAUUCGCGAUGGAUUUUCAGGAAUUGUACACAUACAUUGGCCGAGCUAUGCCAUGUUUGAAUUAUUAUCAACGUCUCGCUGGCGAUUCGAAAGAUGCCUUAGCUUAGAGAAUCUUACGGGUUUAUAUAUGUAUUUUACUCGUAGAUUCAAUAUAUUUCUGCCUUCGCGAAUAGAUCCUCAAAAUCAAAAUCGUAUCGUGUACGUAUUUACGUGUAAUAUAAAUAAAAGCUAUGCGAGAUCCUUCGAAGAGUCAUAAUAAAUGAAUGACGUUAAUGAAUAAGUUUCGAAUUGUCACGUAUUUGAAUUCUCGAUACUUCUUGCCGAUUUGAUUUAGAAUCAUCGAAGCGAUCGAGAAUUAUCAUGUGAUCGGUGAUCCACAAUUUCAUGACAAUUCGAAACUACUCUCGACAAUGUUACAGUUAAAAUAUAGACGUUACGAACGAUGUAAGGGGCUUCCAUAUUACGAAAAUGAAAAAGUACACUAUGGAAAUUUUA